Arabidopsis arenosa is the source of this 741-nucleotide messenger RNA. NCBI's taxonomy places the organism in Eukaryota, Viridiplantae, Streptophyta, Magnoliopsida, Brassicales, Brassicaceae. The record is from the annotation of a GenBank genome assembly.
ACCGACGACAACUCUUCCCUAAUGUCGCUCUCGUUGAUUUGAUCAAAUUCAUUUUCUCAAAUAGUAGGUUUUUUUUAUUCCCAUGAUCAACAAACAGUUUCAAAAUAGACUUUAAUUUGCUGAUCAAACCAGAAAUUUCUAGAUAUCUCCUUUCCUUAAAAACAAGUUCUCAUCCUUAAGAGUUAGAACUCUUUGUCAAACAUUCAUCGCUUUGAAUCAUGGAGCUCAACAAUCGAGAAAAUCAUCAAUACGAAGAAUCAUCAGAGUGGUUCGUAAAAUAUCUAAAUCGCCAAAGUGAUUGGUUAGAGAAAACCAGAGGAAAUCUAAUGGUUGCCGCGACGGUUAUAGCUGGUAUGAGUUUUCAAGUUAUGGUUAAUCCUCCUGGAGGUGUAUGGCAAAGUGACAAUUGUUCUUCCGGAAAUCAAACCGGAACCAUACCGGAUUGUAAAGGGAAAGCGGGAACUGCGGUAUUUGAGCACGAGAGUUCAAAGCGUUUUGCCUAUCUUGGUAUGGUUAUUAGCAGUACAGUCUCGUUUUCUGCCUCAAUGAGUCUGAUUCUCCUUGUCAUCAGCGGUUUACGACUAAGGUACCAAUAAGUGCAACUUCAUAACAAGGCAUGUUUACUUGCUUAGUAUGUAAAUUAUAAUAACUUUUCUAUAAAUAUUAAGUUUGGAAUUUGAAUGUAUCUUUUCUGUCUUACAAGAUAUUACUGAAAAGUGAGAACAAAGAUAGUCAUGCAAA